AUGUUGGGAGGCUGGAAUGAGGUUUGUAAAGCUGGUAAAUUCAGUAUUAAGCAAGCUUAUAAGCUCCUUCAGGGUGUCCAGCAGCAUGUUCCUUGGAGAAGGCUUAUUUGCAACAACCAUGCCUCACCAAAGAGCAAGUUUAUUGUUUGGCUAGCUAUCCAAAAUAGAUUGGCUACCACUGACAGACUUAUUAAUUGGAAUGUUUCUUGCAGAGCUACUUGCAGUUUAUGUGAUAGAGAGGAUGAAAGUGUUCAACACUUAUUCUUUGCGUGUGUUUAUGCUGCUAGUAUCUGGAGAAGGGUGUGUCAGAUCAUCAGUGCUACAAGUUCAGGCAGUACUUUUGAUCAGGAGUGUGCCAUAGCUAUUGCUAAAGCUAGAGGAAGCACUAGACAGGCAAGGAUUUAUACAAUGUGCUUCAGUGAAACCAUUUAUGCUGUGUGGAGUCAAAGAAACAACAAAAUUUUCAAUGGCAAGUGCUUAGAUUGUAGUCAGGUCCUUGAGUAUCGUGGUGAACAGGUGAGGUGCAGUGUUGGUGAUUUGAGAGAGGCACAGUAUCAUGUAGAUAGAAAAGAUUGCUAA
This is a messenger RNA of Beta vulgaris subsp. vulgaris (sugar beet), 579 nucleotides long. RefSeq lists its product as uncharacterized. Lineage: Eukaryota; Viridiplantae; Streptophyta; Magnoliopsida; Caryophyllales; Amaranthaceae. The transcript is spliced from 2 exons. The coding region runs from base 1 to 579 and encodes 192 amino acids. The record is from RefSeq and is a predicted model, not a curated record.